AUGCAAUUCUCGUCGCUACUGUCAGCCACCACAGCCGCGCUCUGGGUCCAAGCCGCGGUGGCAUCCGCUUUAAUCCCCCACGAUGCCUACGGGAAGCGACAAGAAGACGCCUCUCUCUCCGGCAGCAGCUUCGAGCUCGACGCCGCCAGCGCCCCGCUCACAUUCACAUACACCACCGACUCCGCCGACGACACUAACUGGAUCGCUCUUUGGGCAGUGGGCGACGGCCCCGUCGAUGCACAGGCAACUGCGCCAGCUUUGGUCUGGGAGUACACGCCCGGGUCGGAGGGCGCCGUCCAGCUCUCCGUCGAUGACCUGCACCCAGGAGACUAUGUGGCGUACUUCCUAGCGGAAGACGGCUACGAGUCGCUCGCGGAUCCUGUGGAGUUCGCGUUUGAGGGCUUAGCGCCCGAUCUGUACUUUCCGGUCGAGGAAGCCACGCUGCACAACGCCCGGCAGGGUGAGAGUUAUGUGGCUCGCCUGGGUGGAUUAGUGCUCGGCGUGGGCAACGGGACGGUGGGGUUUGACAAGGCGAGCGGCGAUGACUGGCUUCACGUUGCUGAUGAUGGGACGAUCACCGGCACGCCGGGCUGCAAGUGUCCUGAGAAAUCACAUGCAGAGGUGCUCGUUACUGCCGACAACGGCUCGUCUGCACGUCUGCGCGUGGUGAUCCCAGUACGCCGGCGUCGGCAGCCACUCGUCGACAGAUUGGCCGUCAUGUCCUACAAUACCUGGAUGGGCGGCACGCACGUGCACAAUUAUCACGAGAAGCAGCUGCGUUUCAUCCUCGAAUCUGGCGCCGACAUCAUCGGCCUUCAGGAAGCAGCUGCCGGUGACCAUGUGGUCCGCCUCAGCGAGGGACUGGGCUGGCACUACUGGCAGAGCAACCGCAGCGUCGGCAUUUUGAGCCGCUACCCGAUUGUCGAAGAGUACGGAGAAGUUGACCCUGUCGAUGUCCCGGUCGAGGAGACCAAGAUUUCACCUGGCGGUGGAGUGCGGAUUGGUCUCAACGGUGAAAGCAAGGCCAAGUCUGAGGUCAAUGUCUGGAGCGCUCACCUGUCGUAUCAGCCAUACGGGCCUUAUGACUUUUGUUUUGACAACAUGACCGAAGAGGAGGUUCUGGAAAGAGAGGGCUUUUCAGGAAGACCGGGCCAGAUGCAGGGCAUCCUCACCCGCCUCGAAUCGCAGCUCGCCGACUCCUCCAAUGUGCCUGUCAUCCUGGUGGGAGACAUGAACGCCCCAUCUCACCUCGACUGGAUCGAGGCUUUGCGCGAGAAGAACUGCGGCAUCGCAGACAACUAUCCCUGGCCCACUUCCAUUCUGCCAACAGACGCCGGCCUCAUCGACUCAUUCCGCGUGGCACAUGCUGAUGCCGCCCGAGAGCAGUGCCUCAGCUGGUCGCCCAUCUAUCCUUUCAACGAGGGCAGCACCGGCGCGCCGGAGCCGCAGGACCGCAUCGACUUCGUCUAUGGCACCGCGGAGCUCCGUGUCCAGAGUUCGGAAUGUCUUGUAGCGGGAGAGCCGCGCCCGGUGCCGGACCACGAGGACAAUGAGUGGACGAGUGACCAUCUAGCGGUAUUGACGCAUUAUCGCCUGUCUUAG
Messenger RNA from Cyphellophora europaea CBS 101466, 1602 nucleotides. RefSeq lists its product as uncharacterized. The transcript has a single exon. Lineage: Eukaryota; Fungi; Ascomycota; Eurotiomycetes; Chaetothyriales; Cyphellophoraceae. Gene Ontology annotation, molecular function: catalytic activity. The record is from RefSeq and is a predicted model, not a curated record. The coding region runs from base 1 to 1602 and encodes 533 amino acids.